GGUAUGUGGAAGAUAUAAACGUAUUCUGUUCUGAGGAUGAAAGUUAAGAGAUUUGUAUUGGCGUCAAGGCCAGGAAGUGAUGGAGAGCCAGUGGCAGAAAAUUUCCGUCUUGAGGAAGCUGUGCUUCAAGAAGAGCUACUGGAUGGACAGGUCCUCGCUCGAACCUUGUACUUAUCAGUGGAUCCUUACCUGCGCUGCCGCAUGAAUGAAGAUACAAAUGCAGAAUACAUUAAGUCAUGGAUGAUUGAUAAGGUCCUUGACAGUGGUGGGAUUGGAGUUAUAGAAGAAAGUGGAACCAGUCAGUUCUCUGUGGGAGAUAUUGUUACCAGCUUCAACUGGCCUUGGCAGACACGGUGUAUCCUGGAUGGCAAAUCUUUGCAAAAACUAGAUCCUUCUCUUGUGGAUGGGCACCUGUCUCAUUUUUUGGGUGCCGUAGGAUUAACUGGCUUGACUGCCCUAAUUGGUGUGAAGGAGAAAGGUCAUGUGAUUCCAGGAGCCAAUCAAACUAUGGUUGUCAGUGGCGCAGCUGGAGCUUGUGGAUCAUUGGCUGGACAGAUUGGGCGUCUCCUAGGCUGCUCUCACAUUGUGGGAAUUUGUGGUACAGAUCAGAAGUGCUCUGUUCUGACCUCAGACCUGGGGUUUGACUGUGCAUUGAACUACAAGGAUAAUAACCUGGCAAAUAAGCUGAAGGAGUGCUGUUCGAAUGGAGUGGAUGUAUAUUUUGAUAAUGUAGGGGGAGCUAUCAGUGAUGCAGUUAUCAGUCAGAUGAACCAGGAUGGCCAUAUCAUUCUGUGUGGCCAAAUAUCACAAUACAAUAAGGAUCUUCCAUAUCCACCUCCUCUGAAUCCCCAGACUGAGGCUGUCCUGAAGGAGCGCAACAUCAAAAGGGAACGGUUUCUGGUUCUAAGGUAUACAGACCAAUUUGAAUCUGGUAUUAUGGAGCUUAGUCAGUGGGUUAAGACUGGGGAACUGAAGGUGAAAGAGACUUUUGCACAUGGCUUAGAAGAAACAGCAGGUGCUUUCCUGUCAAUGAUGACCGGGGGUAACAUUGGAAAGCAGAUUGUGCAAGUUUCAGAAUGAAACUUUAUAAUACAAAUAAAAGCAGACUGCUUAAUUGGC
Messenger RNA from Spea bombifrons (plains spadefoot toad), 1119 nucleotides. It is a transcript of the gene PTGR2, whose product is annotated as prostaglandin reductase 2. Gene Ontology annotation, molecular function: 15-oxoprostaglandin 13-reductase [NAD(P)+] activity. Gene Ontology annotation, biological process: prostaglandin metabolic process. The transcript is spliced from 9 exons. The record is from RefSeq and is a predicted model, not a curated record. Lineage: Eukaryota; Metazoa; Chordata; Amphibia; Anura; Pelobatidae. Bases 37 to 1080 code for a protein of 347 amino acids.